GCAAGCCUCCAAAGUUUCAGGAGAGGCUCAAUCGAAGUUUCAGGAGAGGCUCAACCGAAGUUUCAGGAGAGGCUCAACUUGGCUGGGGCCAUGUACUGGUGGUGUAAGAAGGCCCUUCGGUGUGAGGCAUGUGUUGGUGCGCAUUGACUGAAGCAUGACCUGCUUGUGUGCCAUGCUAGUUGUUUAGCACACCCCUCGGAGAAACCGGUGUGGUCAGCAGCAUGGGUCACAACAGCAUAACUGUGUGUGAGACGGGAGCCUGGAGGCAGGUUCUUUGCUAGGAAACUAGUGGAGAGGAGGAAGUGUAUGUGUGAAGGUAGGGGGGUAUGUGAUGGAUAACAGUGUGUGAGACUGGAGCCUGGAGGCCAGGUUCUUUGCUAGGAAACUAGUGGAGAGGAGGAAGUGUAUGUGUGCAGGUAGGUGGGUAUGUGAUGAUGGAUGGUGGCUAUCGCUGUAGGCCAAAGAUGCUGCUUUCUCUUUAGAAGUUUAGAUCCAUGUAAAUGAGAUGACCUCUGGUUGACGUGUGUGAUUGGAUAGGAUGCACGAGUCAGCACGACAGCUUUUUCAUGCGAUCUCCUCAGCUUGCUUGCCUCCGUGGUCACGCUUGUUUCGAAAUUACGCAUAGUUCGCAAUUUUUUCCUGAUGUGGUGCGUGAGGUCUUGCAAUCAAACACAUGAUGAAAUGCGGAUGGGCCGCUAGCUCAAGACAACCUGCACAGUCCACAUGCAUUUCUCCAAAUGAGGGACCUAAUGUGAUGAACUAAUGCUGUGCGACGAAAGCGGGACAAAAGUGGCGGCCUUAUAAUGUAGUGCUCUCGAGAUUGGCAGGAUGCUGUCAGGAGAAGAAAUUAGACGACAUUGCAAUCGGAUACUGACCGUUCAUGGCUUAGAGUGCACUCCAUAACAAGUUAGAGAGAGUUGCUCCCACGAGGGGAAACCCGAAGACAUGUCCUGCUAAUUAUGGAGUGGAUGGGUUAAAAGAAUUGAACAUCGCAACUCAUGCCUCUCUGUCCGGGCACACCAAAGCUCGCAAGUGUUAAGGCGAUGACAGGUUUUCCCUAUCCUGGUGCGCUGCUAACUUCUUCCAAGCUCUUUGACUUUUCAGUGUGAGCUAACGCGAGUUCUGCUUGCUCGCAGUUCAAGGACAGUGGUAAUCUUUUGCAGUGGAGGAUUUCAAAACAUGAAGUAGGAGCAGGAGCAGGAGCAGGAGCAGGAGCAGGAGCAGGAGCAGGAGGAAAGACAUGCAUGGUUCACCUUUUCUCAACAUUUGGGUUUUGUACUGCCAGCACAGUGCCGUGUGCUGAGGCAUGCCAUGCCUUGUUUGGAGCAGGAUCAGGAGCAGGAACAGGAGGAACAGGAGGAGCAGGAGAGGAGCAGGAGGAGCAGGAGGAGCAGGAGGAGCAGGAGGAGCAGGAGGAGCAGGAGGAGCAGGAGGAAAGACUUGCAUGGUUCACCUUUUCUCAACAUUUGGGUUUUGUACUGACAGCGCAGUGCUAUGUGCUGAGGCAUGCCAUGCCUUGUUUCUCAGUUUCUUACCGUAUUGUCGGAUCUCCUUCACCUGUCCACUUCUGGGUUUAUUCUUCUAUGCAUGGUGGCGAAUAUCCUGGUCAAGAACAGAGCUUGUGAUCCGGCUUAGAUUAGGCACAAAUGCAUUUGUGGUAAGCUGUCUGUGUAGCAAAAAAGAUUACCCCAUUUGCUUUUGCUUG
Molecule: messenger RNA, 1705 nt
Organism: Chara braunii
Lineage: Eukaryota; Viridiplantae; Streptophyta; Charophyceae; Charales; Characeae
Source: the annotation of a GenBank genome assembly